This is a messenger RNA of Auanema sp. JU1783, 924 nucleotides long. NCBI's taxonomy places the organism in Eukaryota, Metazoa, Nematoda, Chromadorea, Rhabditida, Rhabditidae. The record is from the annotation of a GenBank genome assembly.
AUGGGAUUCGUGUUAAGCUUAGCUUUAAGCAUCGAGUAUUUUUCGACGGUCUUAGCAUUGAUAUGCUUACCCAUCAAUAUUAUUUUCGUUUUAUUCGUUUACAAAGAAAGAAGACGAGCUCCAUUUGAUUCGCCGUUCUUUCGAUUAUGCAUUCAUUUAUCUAUGGCUGAUAUUCUGAUGGAAAUCUUCUGCACCCUCUUUCUCAAAUUUCCAAUGUUCGGACUUUUUCCUACAUCGUUUUAUAAAGAAAAUUGGUCCAUGUUACCAUUGAUGGGAGUCAAUUAUUUUGGGCAUGCUCAAGCUAUUGGGAUCAUUGCCAUCGCCUUCAACAGAUUCACUGCUGUGUUCUUUCCCAUCCAACAUAAACAGAAGUGGUGGCGCCCUAAUGUUGUACGUCUAGUUCUGAUAUUGCAAUGGACAAUUCCAAUACUCUUCAUUCUGCCGCUAUUCUUUGCUGAUUUCAAUUUUAUUUUCAAUUUGCAAUACGGAUCCGUCAUUUUCUCUGCCAAGAAUCGAGAUUUCCAUACUAUUUACUUCAUUGGAAUUGGAAUACUCGAUGGCAUAUUCAUCAAUAUCGUUGUAUCAUUCCUAUAUGCAGCCAUUUUCUUCCGUGUUCAAUCACAUCCGGUUGUACAGAAGCCCGGAGAAUUGGCGAUGCGUCUAGCUCUCUCAGCUUUCAUUAUAUUCACUUCGUACUUAUGCUUGGGAAUCUUUGCCUUCCUGUCAGCCAUAGCACCUCCACCGGAUGCAUGGACUUUCCGCACACUGUGGUUUGUGGUGAACGAUGUGUUGUGCGCAAGCAAUGCUCCUGUGCUGUUAGCCUUAAAUCGUCCUGUUCGUCAGAUAUUUCUUGAAAAGAUUGGCAUGCGACAGAAGACUACAGUUCAUACAAACUCUCUUUUAAGCUACAAUAACAAUGCUUGA